Ylistrum balloti is the source of this 9576-nucleotide messenger RNA. Its product is annotated as chromodomain-helicase-DNA-binding protein 1-like. Gene Ontology annotation, biological process: regulation of transcription by RNA polymerase II; nucleosome organization. Gene Ontology annotation, cellular component: nucleus; chromatin. Bases 248 to 5836 code for a protein of 1862 amino acids. NCBI's taxonomy places the organism in Eukaryota, Metazoa, Mollusca, Bivalvia, Pectinida, Pectinidae. The transcript has 39 exons. Gene Ontology annotation, molecular function: histone binding; ATP-dependent chromatin remodeler activity; ATP hydrolysis activity. The record is from RefSeq and is a predicted model, not a curated record.
UUGACUAUUUAUUCUUGGAGAAUACAGCAGGAAAAUAUCUUAGUUAUGUGUAUCUUUGAAAUGUUUUUGGGGCGAAACUGCUGUUAAAAUUGAUGCCGUCGUUCUAUUUAUGUUGCAAAUUGUUUAUGCACAAUUUAUGACGUGAGCAAGAGCGACAGUGACACGUGAUUAGCAAGGAAUUUUGUUCGAUUCGCCUUUGUUGGGCCGCUACUAGACAGUUGAAGAUGAAGAGACUACAUGACUCAAGAUGAGCAAGGGUGGAUUGGAUUUUAGCAGCCCCCUGUUCGGUCCAACAUGUAAUGAUGACAAUAACAAAUUGAAGUUGAAGAAAUCCUCACUUGAUUCCAGAAAUGGUUCAGAUGAAAAGAAAUAUGAUGUAGAAGACAGCGGAUCAGGUUCUAAUUCCAGUGGUUCAAGUUCAGAUUCAGAUUCUGAAUCUGGAUCUGGCUCGGGAUCAGGGUCAGGGGGAGAAGAUGACCAGAAGUCUGCCAAGUCCAGUGCUUCAGAUAGCUCCUCAGACUCUAGUCAGGGCAGCGAUGCAAAGUCAGAGAGUGAGUCAAACAGCGACGAGGAUAAUGACACUAAGAGACUCAAGUUAGAAAUUACCACUUCUGACUCGCAGGAUGUGCCAUCCUCUACGGGCAAGAAAGGUCGUCCUCGCAAAGCAAAUAUUGGGGAACUCAAGGAGAUUGUAGAACAGAAUCCUGACCUGUAUGGACUGCGACGGUCAGGUCGAGCCAAGAAGGAGCCCAUCAGAUACACCUCAAUAAAUGAAAGUGAUGAUGGAGAUUCUGCAGGCAGGAAACGAUCAAGAAGGAAAGAGUCUGGAGAAUGGGACGGCAGCAGUGACAGUGACAGUGGAUCCAGUGAUGGUUAUAAAGCUGCUAUUUCACGACAAAAACGAGCUCCGCAGUCAAAAAGAUCGUCACGUCGACCAGUAAAGACACAAAAAAGACGAGCAGCAGGAGGUAAACGGAGAGAGAGGCGUCUCUCUGACUCGUACGAUUCUGACAGUGAUGAAGAUCGCAGAGUAUCUUUUAGAAACACCACCAGUAAAAUUAGUUACAAGGAGGCGUCGGAUGAUCACACCGACUCAGAUGACUUGAUAGAAGUGGCAGCAGGAGAUGAAGGGGCAGAACCUGAAGUUGAGGACAACAGAGAGUGUAUUGAGAAAGUCCUUGGUGAUAGGAUAGGACGUAAAACAGCUGUCGGCAGUAAGACGACUAUCUACAAUGUGCAGGACAAUGGUGAUCCUAACGAUGGCUGUGACCCACAGACCGAGGAAACGUCCCAGCAGUACCACAUCAAAUGGAAGAACUGGGCUCAUAUCCAUAACACGUGGGAGUCAUACGAGAACAUCAAGGAACAGAAAGUUCAUGGAAUCAAAAGGCUGGAGAAUUACAUCAAGAAAACUAACGAGAUAAAAGAAUGGAAAGAGCAUGCCUCGCCAGAGGAUCAGGAUUACUACGACAUUCAGCAGGAAAUGAUGGAGGAGCUGUUUCACCAGUACCGUAACUGUGAACGAGUGAUAGCCCAUUCCAAUCAGAAAAUGGCUAAUGAAAAUAAUGGUUACCCUGACUACUUGUGUAAAUGGAACGGUCUGCCCUACUCUGAAUGUACAUGGGAGGAAGGCGAACUUGUCUCCCGCAAAUUCCAGUCAGCUGUUGACGAGUACCAAGCUCGUAACAAGUCACAAAAAAUUCCCACAAAGCUUUCAAAGGUUCUUAAGUCCCGUCCUAAAUUUGUACCCCUCAAGAAUCAGCCAAAGUUCCUAGGAGGUGUUGAGUCACUAGAGCUGAGAGACUACCAGUUAAAUGGAGUUAACUGGCUCAUGCAUGCUUGGUGCAAGGAGAACAGUGUCAUCCUGGCAGAUGAGAUGGGCCUGGGAAAGACUAUACAGACAAUCUCAUUCAUCUCCAUUCUCCACAAUACCUACCAACUUCAUGGCCCUUACCUCUUGGUGGUACCCCUCUCAACUGUUGUUGCCUGGCAGCGCGAGUUUGAAACCUGGGCGCCCGAGAUGAAUGUUGUAAUAUAUAUGGGAGACAUCAUAAGUCGCAACAAGAUCAGAGAGUUUGAAUGGUGUCAUCCUGGAAACAAAAGAUUGAAAUUUAACGUACUUAUUACUACAUAUGAAAUCUUAUUGAAAGAUAAGUCCUUCCUUGGAGGUGUACAAUGGGCAUUCCUUGGGGUUGAUGAGGCUCAUCGCCUCAAGAAUGAUGACUCCCUCCUGUACAGAUCCUUGUUUGAUUUCCACUCCAACCAUCGUCUCCUGAUCACAGGGACUCCACUGCAGAACUCUCUGAAGGAGCUCUGGGCCCUACUUCACUUCAUCAUGCCUGACAAAUUCGGACAUUGGUCAGACUUUGAGAGAAUGCACUCAUCAGAGAACAAAACAGGAUUUACCAACUUGCACAAAGAGUUGGAACCUUUUUUACUUCGCCGGAUGAAAAAAGAUGUUGAAAAGUCACUGCCAGCAAAAACUGAACAAAUACUACGUGUGGAGAUGACUUCACUACAAAAACAAUAUUACAAAUGGAUUCUCACAAAAAACUACAAGGCGCUAUCAAAAGGUCUUAAGGGUAACAUAGGAAGUUUUGUGAACAUUAUAAUGGAAUUGAAAAAAUGUUGUAACCACACGCAGCUUAUCCGUCUGCCGGAUGAUGAUGUUGGUAUGGACAAGUUCCAGGCCCUAAUGAAGGGCAGUGGCAAAUUGUUGUUACUUGACAAACUAUUGUGUCGGCUAAAGGAAACGGGACACCGAGUGCUAAUAUUUUCUCAGAUGGUACGCAUGCUUGACCUGAUCGCAGAUUAUCUCAAGGCCAGACAUUUCAAUCACCAGAGGCUGGAUGGCUCUAUACGAGGGGAUUUACGAAAGGCAGCUUUAGAUCAUUUCAAUGCACAGGGAUCACCGGACUUUUGUUUUCUGUUGUCAACAAGAGCAGGUGGCCUGGGCAUAAAUCUGGCCACGGCCGACACUGUAAUUAUAUUUGACAGUGACUGGAAUCCGCAGAAUGAUCUUCAGGCCCAAGCCAGAGCCCAUAGAAUAGGCCAAAAAAAUCAGGUGAGUGUAUACAGGCUGGUCACAAAAGGCAGCGUGGAGGAAGACAUUGUAGAGCGAGCGAAACGUAAAAUGGUGCUCGACCACUUGGUCAUCCAAAGAAUGGACACAACUGGCCGGACAGUGCUUGACCGUGGCCAUGUUCCUUCUAGUAAUGCUACACCAUUCAAGAAGGAAGAGUUGAGUGCCAUUCUGAAAUUUGGUGCCGAGGAGUUGUUCAAAGAAUGUGAUAGUGAUGAAGAGGAACCACAGGUUGACAUUGAUGAGAUCCUACAGCGUGCAGAAACUAGGGAAGUAGAACCAACAACAGCAGGGGAUGACCUACUCUCACAGUUCAAAGUUGUCAGCUUUGACAACUUGGAGGAAGAGGAAAUUGAACGCCUUGGGGAAAGUAACCAUGACGAAAAUGGUAAAAUGUGGGAUGAAAUAAUUCCGGAGGGUGACAUCCGUAGAAUUGAGGAGGAGGAGAGACAGCAACAAUUACUGGAACUUAACCUGCCACCCCGCAGUAGGAAAACUAUACAACAGCUCCAACAAGAAUAUGAUUCAGACGAAAACAAGAAAAGGAGGAAAAAGAAGAAUGAUGCAGAUGAGUCUGAUUCAAGUGAUGAAGAAGAGGAGGAGGAUAGACCAAAGAAAAGAGGUCGUCCAAGAACUAUUGCCAAGGAGGCUGUGAAGGGAUUCACUGACUCUGAAAUUAGGAGGUUCAUCAAAAGCUUCAAGAAGUUUGGACAUCCAAUGACCAGACUGGACUCUGUGGCGUGUGAUGCAGAACUCCAGGAGAAGUCAGAAUCGGACUUGAAGCGGUUGGCUGAAACAUUGAAGCACAGCUGUGAGGUGGCAAUGGAGGAACACAGAAACAAGUUAGAAGGGGACCCAAACUUUGAGGCUGGAAAGAAAACACACAGGGGGCCAACUCUGAAGAUUUCUAGUGUAACAGUUAAUGCCCAGUCCUUGAUGAAGGCAGAGCAGGAGCUAGAACCACUCGCUGUAGCAAUACCCUCCAACAAGGAAGCCAAGAGCAAUUACCGUCUGACUGCACAUGUGAAGGCUGUCCAUUGGGACUGUCCAUGGGAUAUAGAGGAAGACAGCAACUUACUCAAAGGAAUCCAUGAGUAUGGCAUGGGUAGCUGGGAGGCGAUAAAGAUGGACCCCUGCCUUAAUCUACAUGACAAGAUACUGCCAGACGGUGGGGACCUCAAACCGCAGGCCAAACAUUUACAGACACGAGCCGAAUACCUCCUCAAAGUGCUCAAACGACAGUUUGAUAUCGAGAAGCAUGGCAUAGCACCAGCAACCAAAACAAAACGAAAAAGAAAACCUGUUUUAUCUAAAGCUGAAGUGAUAGAAAAAGACUUGUCUGAUUCUGAUGGUGGUCAGCAUCACUCUGUUAAGGACGAAACCACCCUAGACAGUAUUCCAGACAGUCCUGUUAAGAAAAGAAAGAAAAAAGACAGUAGUGAAAAGGAGGCAAAGUCGCACAUGGCAGAUGACGAAGACACUAAGGAUUCUCUCGACUUCCAUAGAGAAACAAAGAAAAAGAAGGUUAGAACAGGAGCAAAGACGAAAAACAAGAAGAACAAAUCUGGUCCUGUGCAUAUCACUGCCGAAAAGGAGCCAGUGGCAAUAGCAAUGGAGGUGGAAUUCGGUGCAGAGUUACCAUCUAAUGUCUUCGCUAAGUGUAAGGAGAUGAUGAGACCGGUAAAACGUGCUCUGAAGCGUCUAGACAACCCAGACGAGGGGCUCACUGAGAAAGAGCAGGUUGUGCACACCAAACAUUGUCUUCUCAAAAUUGGAGACCGCAUCAAUGAAUGUCUGGCAGAGUACAAUGACCCGGACAUCAUCAAACAAUGGAGAAGUCAUCUUUGGAUAUUUGUGUCAAAGUUCACAGAAUUUGAUGAUCAAAAACUACACAAGUUGUAUAAACGCGCCUACAGAAAACGGGAAGAGGACAAAGAGAAGGAAGAUAUUGAGCCUCAUUCUCAGGAGCGACACCAUCACUCCACCACCUCUCACGACAAAUCUGGCCACAAGCGGACAGUAGACCAUGUAGACCAUGUGAAAAAGGAACACUCUCAGAAACAUAACAGUGGGGACCACUGGAGCAGUAAAGAUCACAAAAAUUGUAAUAGUAAUGGUCCCUGGCCUAGUGCAGUGUCGAGAGGAGUGCGAGACAAUCAGCGCACUGACUCUAGUCCCGCUGAUAGGUGGACACAAGCCAGUCCACUAGCCCGGCCUGACGAUCCAGCCAGAAAUAGGUAUGGUGAAGGUGGUGGGGCUGGCACCUAUAAACGACCAAAGCAACACCAAGAUGGUUACAGGGGAUUUCAUGCCAGCGAACACAAAUAUGGAGCUGGAGAUAGUCAUCAUAGAUUUAACAGUGAUAGUAGGAGGGAAUAUUCGUCUGGAAGUCAGAAAGCAUUUCAUCGUGACAACACCUCUACAUUUCACCACCAUGACCGGCAGGAUCAUCACAGCACUGGUAAAUACAGGUCAGACUACCGCAGUGAUCGCAAUGAUAGGAAUGACCGAGGUGGAGACUACCAACGGCCAGACUAUGGUCAGUUUGGUCACCGUGACUACGGAGGUGGUGGAGGCUCGUCAAGAAGUUUCACAAGACCAAGUGGUGAUAAUUACAUUUCUCAUUCCGAGCGGAAAAGAAAAAGUGACAAUUUUGAUAAUAGACGAUCCUAUAGUGGUUUAAAAGACCCUAGACUUGCUGAUGACCACAGUAAUGAUGGGUAUACAGGCAGUGAGUCGCACGGGAAACACUGACGAAAGUGGAGCAGCUGAUAUAUCAUUCUUGUCUCAUUACAUUUGUGUUCCUGGUCCAGGAACUGUGCUUAACAAAAUCAGGUUCUUGCAGUGUCCAACACAUACAUAUAUCUGGCUGUAAAGAUUGGCUGAUAUAUAGGAGUGCAUUGCAUGUGAGGACAUCAUCCCUACAUUGUCGUGAUAGGAUUCCAGACUUUCAUGAACUCAUUGCCAGUAAGACAUUUCAUUUUAUCAUCGUCAUCUGUUGCUGAUGUGAAGAACAUGUCUGACAGAGAAUCUCACAUCAUGUUUUUUGUAAGUUUGUUUUGCCUGUAAGAGAGCGAGAGAGAUUGUUGGUGUGUAUAGUGGGAUAAGUGAGAAAUGACAUGAUGGCUAGUACUACAGAGAGUCUGGUAGAUGUGUCCAAACAACAGCUGUAGCCAAUAAUCUUGUAAAUUGUGUUCAUUUCUGAAGUAUUUGAAAGUGUCUUUUUUGGACUUGGUAUUUUAGAUCACUCGUUAAUGGUCAGAGGCUGUCCCUUGUAGCUUCUCCAGCCAGUCUACAGCAUGAACUGGGAAAUUAUUGCCUAAUUAAAUCAGUUCAUAUAAAAAUUUAAAGUUUUAAAGGAUACUUAAACAAAUGUUUCUGAUAGUGCUCUUUAGAAAUGAAUGUCAGUAAAAGUAAAGAAGUAGAAUGGAGGCAAUCUGAGAUGUCCAGAACAAACACAUUUGAAGUCACAUUUUUAAAUUUUGUUUUAAAAUGAAAUACAUUUGAAUUGUAAUACAAAUUGCUCCAGGUGUUGUGGAUGUUUAUGUUUGUGAUUUUUUAAAAUUGAGUGCUACAGGAUGUAUAGCUGAUUUGUUGAUGUCGACAACAACAUGUGAAAAAUUGUUAUUUGUUGAUGUUUUUCAUUUUGAUAUUGUAUAUCAAAUAAUUUAUUUUUAAGGACGUUUAAUGGUUGAUCUGGAUGUUUGAUGCCUGAUUGAUGAAGUAUUUGUAAAGUUUUAUUAUAUGUGCUACAAGAGUGUAGACACUUCUCUGCUUUACAAGAGACUUUGGUAUUGUGAUAAAACUGGAGAUGAAAUGUAGGAAAAUCAAAUGUGUUGAGGUCUUUACACCACCUCAAAUUUGCAAACAUUUCAACUUUAUCAGUUGCUGUUAAACCUUCAAACAAUAAGAAAUUAAAUUGUUUCAAACGGAAUAAAGAAGGGUAUUUUUGUUUCUUUAUAGAUGACCAUCUGAUGAUGGUAGGCUAUGUCCAUCCUCCAUCCAUCUAAACAGUUUGAGUUGUUGCUAUUUCUUGAGAAGUGCUGGAUGGAUCUCCUAAAUUUCAUAUGUAGGUUCGUUCCCCUUACAUACCUAGUUGUACCGACUUGAUGUUGAGACUGGUCAUAAAAUCAAAAUUGCUGACAGGGGACUUGGCAAUGAAAGAUUAUUAUCGCUAUUUCUGCAAAGGUAUGUUCAGAUUUCGUAUCCUAAGGAGGAUAAACAGAGGAGAGAAGAGAAAAUGGGAAAGAAAAAGAUUCAACUUUUAAAGAACAAAUAAAGAUCAAAUAAUGGUGGGUGCCAAGAUUCCUCGGAGAUCUUUUUCUUUAGAUGAUUAUUUAGAGCCGCACUGUCUAAUUUCAUACAAGCCGAUUCUCAAAUUAUACCUGGUUAUGUGAAUCAAAGAAGUGAAAUAAAAAAGAAAGCAUUUCCUUUCAAUAUUGAAAUUGUUUUACAGCUUAGCAGCUGGGGAUACAGAGCAAUAAGGCUGACCAUUUGUAGUAAGUAGUUGAAUACAGCUGCCUCUGACGUCCAGUUUAGAUCAUACACUUUAGACAAGGCAGUGGAUGGUUUGGACUUUGUGCAUAAUGAUUCCUCUUUAUAAAGAAGAAUUGUAACUAAUUUGUUGGUGUCCUGUGGCUACAAUGAUGUAAUGUUGAGUGUGCUUUUUGAUUAUGAUUAAUUUUCAGAUGUUGUGAGAAAUCAUAAAACUAUAAAUUCAAAGAAAAGAACAGUUUUUUUUAUAGUUAUUAGGAGAAUUUUGUCUUGAAAAUGAAAAUGAUGUUGAAGUGGUAAAAUGUACGAUUGAUUUGAUGAUAUAAAGAAAUUUUGUAUAGGGUCAGUGAACAAAUUCAGGAAAACCUAGAAAAAUUGAAACUUGGUGACCUGUUGAAAAGUAACAUUUGAUAUCUACUUAUAUGUGGCAGGACCACUAACAUGUUAUGAUAAAUACCUACGCUGUCUGUUAAUUGUCUGGUUGUUUAUGUUCUCAUGUGUCUUAAUUUAUUCCGUUACAAAAGUGUUCUGGUGUCAUAGAGCUGCAGUCAUCAUUGAAGGGUGCGGAGUUCUGUGGUCACAAGGUCAGAGGUAGUCAACACAGGGGUCACCACUCUAGAGUUAAUGAACACUGGGGUCUCAAGGGUAGGGUUAAUUAACAGUGGAGUCAUCAGUGGAGGGUUGCUGAGUGCUGGAGUCACUAGGUCAGGGUUAAUUAACAAUGGGGUCACCAGUAGAGGAUUGCUAAGUGCUGAGGUCGCAAGGUCAGGGUUAAUUAAACUGGAGGGUUGUUGAGUGCUAGGGUAACUAGGUCAGGAUUAAUUAACAUUGGGGUCACCAGUGGAGGGCUGCUGAGUGCUGGGGUCUCAAGGUUAGGGUUAAUUAAACUGGAGGGUUGCUGAGUGCUGGGGUCACUUGGUCAGAGUUGAUUAACAUUGGGGUCACCAGUGGAGGAUUGCUGAGUGCUUAGGUCACUAGGUCAGGGUUAAUUAACAAUGGGGUCACCAGUAGAGGGUUGCCGAGUGCUGGGGUCUCAAGGUUGGGGUUAAUUAACAAUGGGAUAAUUAGUUCAAGGUUGUAAGUGCUUGAGUUGCGAGGUGAGAGCCAACAUGGUGAUCACAUCUCUUAUUGUAGGGCAUAGAAAACCUUAUAAUGAGUAAACUAGAUAAGGCUUUAUGAUGAGUGAACUCCAUCUACAAUCUAGCAUGACAUGUAAGGAUGAAAUUAGGUGAGAAAACAGGUUUUUUUUUUUAAAGUUGUCUUCUUUCAAUUUUUUAUUUACAUAUACAUGUACCUAAAUAGCAUGUGCCUCUGGAUUUCUGGUAUGAGUAAUAAUUUCUUAUCACAGACUUUUAAAUAGAUCGACUAGAGGAAUGAAGUUUGUGAUAAAUAGGAAGUAUUUUUACUGUUAUAAAGGCAGGUAUUGUGAUCUUAGUUCUUUUAUUGUACAAACCGUACAAGUUAUUUUCUUGUGUAACCCUGACAGCUCUUUAUUCUUACACUUGAGAUAGUGCUACUGAAAUAAAAUUCCUCAAUAGCUCCAGUGAUGAAAGACUACAGACUAUUGCUAAGUGAUUUUUGUCAAGUAUGCUGAAGAGUUUAUGAAGAAAAAAUAUUUGAAUAUUUCAUUCAAACUAUUCAAUUAAGAUUUCAUUUUAAAGUUGCUAUUUGUAGUUACAGCUUAAAUAUUUUUCCGUCCAGUUUUAAAAUCAAAACACACACCAUUUCUUCGAUAGAAAUUUGAGAUGAAAAUGUGUAAAAAUUGAUAAGUCUCCAAAAACAAAUGGAUUAUUGAAAAAGGACUGGGACUUCCUGUAGCUAGUAACCAGAGUGUGUUAGGAGCUGUGUAUGGCUGAUGGAAGGGAGAUUAGUGAGAAUCUACUUACAUCCACUUGACAUCUGUACAUUGAUCAUUAGCUUAUUGUACAUAGCCAAGUCAACAAUAAAACGAAAAAUUAUGACAAAAAAAAUCAAUAAAAAUAAUGAAAUUGAGAACCUUA